This is a messenger RNA of Aspergillus bombycis, 1065 nucleotides long. RefSeq lists its product as uncharacterized. The transcript is spliced from 2 exons. The coding region runs from base 1 to 1065 and encodes 354 amino acids. The record is from RefSeq and is a predicted model, not a curated record. NCBI's taxonomy places the organism in Eukaryota, Fungi, Ascomycota, Eurotiomycetes, Eurotiales, Aspergillaceae.
AUGGUGUGCAUUCCGUCCCUCGGCCAAAAACAAGAACAACAUUUGCUUACCCGUGCUAUUGUCUCAUACCAGACCAAUACUACUAGCAAUGGGACGACACUCCCAUUCAAGACCAAUAAGCCAAACAAACGGCCAAACACAGACGAGCGCCCCGCCAAUGAACGGGCCAAUAAACAAUCUAAGACAGCUGAGAGAGAUUCGACCUAUGUGCCUGACGAAGACGGCGAGGGUUCGGAAUUUUCAAGUGGCGAAGAUAUUGCUCAUGGCAUCUCGUUGAGCCCCGUGAAUGGUCGAACAAGAAGUUCGGCGAACUCCUUAGCAAAGAAUAAAGCCCAAGCAGUCGGCAUACAGCUGAUAUCUCAAAAUCCCAGGAUUGCCAUGAGCUCACAGACAAGUGCGUCGGAUAAGACAGCUCCGGAGUCCCCUAGCCGGGCUAGACAAACCAGGGGCACUGAGAGGGUCCUGGGCUCUGUUCAUAAUGGCAAGCCUGUAUCGACCACUGCAACGAUGCAAAGUGCCAGCCUGUCUAAAGCCAAUCCUGACAAACCCCCUUCUAAAGCUUUGCAGCCGCCACGGCCCAGUACGCAAAUAGAAAGUCUGGGUUCGGGCACGGCGCACGACCUGUUCUCCAGCAUGGUGAAAUCUAUUGCAGAUCACAAAAAGUCGUAUGAAUUACUGCCAAAAUUUCCUGAGAGACAAGGGAGCGAGCUCAUUAAGUGGGGUCUACUCGACUUGAUCUCUGAUGCUCAUUCUUACCAGGCCGCUCAGCCACUUAUUGAAAAGCAAACACGAGAGCUUCAGGAACUCAGAUCCGAGGUCGACACAUAUAAAAAGGGCCAGGAAUCCCUGGAAGCAGACCUAUCCAAAGCUAGUGGCGAGAUAGCCAAAUUAUAUCAACAACUCAAGUCAGGUCAAACUCAGAGCUGCAAAGAAUGUCGCCGACUGCAGGAGCGAAAUACGGCUCUGGAAGAGACGAUCAACCUGAUAAGAAAGCAAAUUCUCUCUGGUCCAGAAGGAAGACACCCUCCUAGCUCGUCGACGUCUACCGGAGUGGUAUCUGGUUAA